AUGGCGGAUCAGACAAAGCAACAGCAGCUGCAUCAGUAUGGCGGUGAUCAGCAGAUCCAGUACUCCUCGGGCGCUAAGAGCCUCCUCCCCCAACAAGGACCCUCCGCUUCGCAAGUCAUUGCCGUCGUCACUCUCGUUCCUCUCGGUGGGACCCUCCUACUUCUCACCGGCCUCACGCUGAUGGGAACUUUCAUUGGCAUGGCCCUCGCGACGCCACUGUUUGUGAUUUUCAGCCCGAUUUUGGUUCCGGCUAUUGUCACCGUGGGCUUAGCGGUGGCCGGAAUUUUGACCUCGGGGGCUUUCGGGAUCACGGGGCUCUCGUCUUUCUCGUGGUUGGCUAGCUAUCUGAGACGCACGCGUCUGCCACAGCAGGCAAUCCGGGGUGUGCAGGACACGACGGGCCAGCAGAAGGCGAGAGAUAUGGGCCAGAGUGUCACCGAAAAGGCCCAUGAUGUCGACCAAGCUGUCCAUGGGAAAGCUCAUGAAGUAGGCCAAUCUGUCCAAGGCAAGGCAGACGAAGUGACCCAGAAUGUCCAGAGCAAGGCCCAAGAAGCAGAACACAAGGCCCAUGAGACCGGAAAGACUCACGGAGGUGGUAGAGCUCGGGAUGUUAAGGUCACAUAG
Argentina anserina (silverweed cinquefoil) is the source of this 624-nucleotide messenger RNA. RefSeq names its product oleosin H2-like. The record is from RefSeq and is a predicted model, not a curated record. Gene Ontology annotation, biological process: response to freezing; lipid storage; seed oilbody biogenesis. NCBI's taxonomy places the organism in Eukaryota, Viridiplantae, Streptophyta, Magnoliopsida, Rosales, Rosaceae. Gene Ontology annotation, cellular component: monolayer-surrounded lipid storage body; membrane.